AUGGGCUGUAUAACCAACUACCUGUGUCAUCUGCGGCGACAUGUCCACGUUGUAGAAUGGCGAACUCGACGGACAACUACCAAAAUGUUCCAGCCAUUAGGACAAGGGUGCAAGGGGCAGAUGGCGACCAACACGAGUCGUGACGGGCGAGAGAGCAGCAGCAGCAGCAACAACAUCACCAGCAUCAUCAGCAUCAUCGGCAUCACCAGCCACAAUGCUCGAGAUACAGAUACACCAAAGACCCCAAGACCCCAAGACCCCAAGACGCUCAAUCGAUGGAGCACGACAGCCUGCAGAAACGGCCGCUUGUGCCCCCCCCCCCCCGGCCUGCAUGCCGACCCCCCCAUCACGGAAACGUCUCGCCCGUACCGUCGGGUCUCCCUCCACCCCCUUUGA
Messenger RNA from Colletotrichum destructivum, 396 nucleotides. RefSeq lists its product as uncharacterized. Bases 1 to 396 code for a protein of 131 amino acids. Lineage: Eukaryota; Fungi; Ascomycota; Sordariomycetes; Glomerellales; Glomerellaceae. The record is from RefSeq and is a predicted model, not a curated record. The transcript has 2 exons.